Molecule: messenger RNA, 1050 nt
Organism: Fusarium sp. VM40
Lineage: Eukaryota; Fungi; Ascomycota; Sordariomycetes; Hypocreales; Nectriaceae
Source: the annotation of a GenBank genome assembly
AUGUCUCGCGAAAACCUCUCCAUCGUGCUCGCUGAGCGUCCCACUGCCGACAUCAUCCCCGGCCAGACCUUUACCCAGAAGACUUCAGCUGCGCCUACACCGGCUGAUCUCAAGGAUGGCGAGAUUCUCGUCGAGACUUUGUACCUCUCUCUAGACCCCGCCAUGCGAGGCUGGCUUCGAGAUGCCCGCUCAUAUCUCCCUCCUGUUCAGAUCGGCCAGACCAUGCGUGGCUCAACCGCUUGCCGUGUCCUCGCCUCCAAGAGCAAGCAGGCCAAGGAGGGCGACAUUGUCGCUGCCAUGACCGGCUGGACCGAGUUCGCCAUCCUCCCCGAGGGCCGUUUCGAGCCUGCUUCUUACUACCCCGGCGUGCAAGACCCCAAGGACAUGCUCUCUGCGCUCGGCAUGACCAGCUUGACUGCCUGGGUGGGCAUGUCCAAGAUCGCUGAUCCCAAGCCUGGUGAGACCGUUGUUGUCUCUGGCGCUGCUGGUGCGACUGGUAGCGUUGCUGGUCAGAUCGCUAAGCUUAAGGGUGCUCGUGUUGUGGGUAUUGCUGGUGGUGAGGAUAAGUGCAAGUGGCUCACCGAGGAGUUGGGCUUCGAUGUUGCGCUCAACUACAAGGCCGAUGACUUUAAGCAAAAGCUCGCCGAGGCUACCAAGGACUUUAUCGACGUCUACUUCGAUAAUGUCGGUGGCGACAUUCUCGACCUGUGUCUCAUGCGCGCAAAGGAGCACGCCCGCUUCGUCGAAUGCGGCCUCGUCAGCCAGUACAACGCCGCCAAGCCCACAGGCCCCAGAGCCUUUUCUCAGAUCGUCACGAUGCGCAUCAAGAUGCAGGGCUUCAUCGUCCUCGACCACGUCAAGGAGUUCCCCGCCGCGCGCGCUGAGCUGGCUCAGUGGAUUGCCGAGGGCAAGCUCAAGAAGACCGAGACUGUUGUGCGAGGCGGCCUCAAGGUUGCUGAGCAGGCUCUUGUUGACCUGUACAAGGGUAUCAACACAGGAAAAUUGAUCGUUGAGAUCAAGAACCACAAUGAGACGCCUUCUAAGCUGUAA